Arabis nemorensis is the source of this 933-nucleotide messenger RNA. NCBI's taxonomy places the organism in Eukaryota, Viridiplantae, Streptophyta, Magnoliopsida, Brassicales, Brassicaceae. The record is from the annotation of a GenBank genome assembly.
AUGAGUCACAUCAAUCUACCUUUCAAAGUUGGUGACUCCGUAGAAGUAAGAUCUUUUGAAUUGGGUUUUCGUGGAGCUUGGUUUCUGUGCGAGAUUACAAAGAUAUUCAAGCAAGGGAGAGCAUUAUUCUAUAAUUUGAAGUAUCUCGACUUUCCAGGAGAAGGACUACAUAAAACAAAAGUGUUUCAAUAUCUCGAAGAUGGGGACAAAAAAUACCUGAUGGUUCGACCUGUAUACCCUAAAAAAUGUCGUGAAAACAAAGUCUUAAAGAAAGAGGAUGAUCUAGAAGAAGCUCUUGUUGUUCAUGACACUUGGAAAGUAGGAGAUUUAGUGGAUUGGUGGACAGAUCAUUGUUAUUGGUCUGGGAAGGUUCUGGAAGUGAGAGAAAAUGAUUCACUAAAGAUUGAAUUGCUGCCUCCACCAUAUGGCGAAGGGGACAUUUAUGAUGUUCUGUCUGAGGAUUUGCGUCCAUCAUUGGAAUGGUCAUUUGAAGAAGGUUGGAUUGUUCCUUUUUCCGAGGAUGGGCAAAAGAGGAGAUGUGCGACGCUAAUUAAACCUCUAAACAAAGAUCAAAUUAAAGGAGAUGUUCCAGAAACUUCUGAAGAACAAAUGGAGAGACCCGCACAGAAGGUGAAAGACGAUGUUUCUGAAACUACUGAAGAACAAAUGCAGAUACCCACACAGAAGGUGAAAGGCGAUGUUCCUGAAACCACUGAAGAAAAAAUGCAAGGACCCAUGCAGAAGUUGAAAGGCGAGGGAGAUCUUCGGUUGAAUAUCAUGGAAUCAGAUAUGAAAGAAGCUGCUGUCUUGGACUUGGAAGAGCUAAUCGUCAGGAUUCAGUGGCUCAAAGCCAUGUUAGCUCAAGAUGAAUCUAAUUCUUCAGAGAAAUCUUCCUGGAAAUAUGUUGAUUACCGUCCAUCCUCCUCAAUGUGA